AAUGAGAUGGGCUUCUUCUGUAGAUUUCAGGCUUUAUUUCGUGUUGUUUUUUAAGGCCUGUUCACGUUAAAAAGAGCAUUAAAAAAAGAAAGAAAACAUGGUGGUGGUGGUGGGGUGAAGCUGGCAAUGGAGGUGAGGUGAGGUGAUACGAUUGCUGGCAAUAAUGACGGAAAUGGAGCGAGUAGUGGAUUUUUUACAGGGCCGAGUUACGGCGAUGUACAGGUCUUAAAAGUUUGUAUCUUUUUAACGAUAUCGAAAAAUUGAAGAUUUCAUGUACAGAUUAAAAUAAAAAGCCUGCAGCGGGAGGUCGAGGUGGAUUCGACUUUUAAUCUUUGCUGGGCAGCAUAUUAGGUACUAGUGCUGGCACUAAUACUAAUUGUGUGGGCGAGACUGGAUCCCGCGACCUGGUGGUUGCGAGAGAGCUGCGAAGAUCUAUUGUUAGGUUUGCCAUUGGAAUCUUAUUCUGUAAUGCACAUUAUCAUCCAUCAACUGAAGCUUGUUCCCAGGUUUAUUACAAAUGGCACAGCAGGGAACCGGUGACAAUUCUCCAGCAAACUGGGGAUUCACAUCCUCAAAGCUGCCUCAGUUGCCCCCUAAAAGCCCACCGUUUAUGGGUUCCAGUGGUCAAGAUUCCAAUAAUAUGUACAUGGGCUGGCAUAAUUUCUCUUUCCAGGGGCAUAGCUUGAAACAUCAGCGCACGCCCUCCGUAGGCUAUCUCUCACAAUGCCAGCCGUCAUGGAUUGAUGAUCUGCUGGACACGCCCUCUGAGACACCAGCAAAGAAGGGUGCCCACCAUAGGCGAUCAGCAAGUGAUUCGCUUGCAUUUCUGGAAGCCCCCACAAAUUCCAAUCCAAUAGAGGAAAUUGCAGAGGAAGAUGAGUUUGAUUGCAGAAGUGCAGCAUCUAUACCUUCCAAAGGAUCUCAGGACUUUGAUAGAUUGGAUGAGGAGCAGCUAAUGUCCAUGUUUAAUGAUGUUGAGCCUUUCAAUAAAAGUCAGUCAAACCAAUCUUCUAAUCCUCCUAAUCAUCAGACAUCUGCUCUGGAUAACAGAUGUUCAGACAGACAGGCAACGUCGGAGAAUCCCUCCACUCCAUCCGAUCACAAUAGCAUUAAUGAGCCUUCAGUGGAAGAGAAAGUAAUGACUGUAUCUGGCCAGUUCAAAAGUGAGCCAGAAGUUCAAAGUGUUAACAAAAGUGAGCAACCACUACAGACCGCCAAGACUGAAAUGCCCUCGUCAUCAGCAAUGGAACUUGACCCAAACAUUGAUCCAAAACGGGUUAAGAGAAUUUUAGCGAAUCGGCAAUCUGCACAAAGAUCUAGAGUGAGAAAGCUUCAGUAUAUUUCAGAACUUGAAAGAAGCGUCAAUGCACUGCAGACAGAAGUGUCAACGCUCUCACCUCGAGUGACAUUUCUGGAUCAUCAAAGAGUUAUUUUGAAUGUUGACAACAGUGCUUUGAAGCAAAGAAUUGCUGCUCUUGCACAAGACAAGCUUUUCAAGGAUGCACACACUGAAGCAUUGAAAAAGGAGGUGUCAAGGUUAAGACAACUAUAUCAGGAGCAGCAACAACAUAUGCAGAAAGAAAUGCACGCAUCCUCAACAGGGUCAUUUGAGUUGCAACAACAGCAGUUUGGCAAGCUCGAGCAAGUGUCAUCUUCACAGAUGAUGGAUCAAAAGCCUGACAUCUCUGAUCCUUCCCCAACUCAUCUAAAGAAUACAUCAGGGAUUUCAGACCAUAGAGAGAACAAUGCUGCCAAUAACCAUGCAGCUUCUGGUUCCCAAAUUUUGAAAGGUAUGAUGCCUUCAAGCUGUCUGAUGGGGGAGAGCAAUAAGAGCUUAGAUGAAAGAAUGAUGGGAGGAAUUUCAUCAGAUUACAUGGUUCACAACCCUUGAACAUAACAUGAGAGGUCCAAUUUAAAUGACUAUUGUGGUUAUGUGAUGCUCUUUCAGAUUGUCAGUCAUUUCUCUUUGUGUUUUGUUUGACACUUGUAAACCUUGACUCAAAUUUGUUUUCAAUAAUUUGCUUGAACACAUUUUUUUUGUAGCAGACGGAAGUUCUCCUAAAUAAACUUGGACUUAAUGAUUAA
This is a messenger RNA of Cryptomeria japonica (Japanese cedar), 2085 nucleotides long. RefSeq names its product basic leucine zipper 34. The transcript is spliced from 5 exons. Gene Ontology annotation, cellular component: nucleus. Gene Ontology annotation, biological process: positive regulation of DNA-templated transcription. The record is from RefSeq and is a predicted model, not a curated record. Lineage: Eukaryota; Viridiplantae; Streptophyta; Pinopsida; Cupressales; Cupressaceae. Bases 518 to 1891 code for a protein of 457 amino acids. Gene Ontology annotation, molecular function: DNA-binding transcription factor activity; DNA binding.